AUGGCAGGGUUUUUAACGGUGAUUUUAGGGCUGCUAUGGUUUAUUCAGUGCAGUUUUGGUGCGGACAUGACAUCGUUCUUUUCGAUUAAUGCAGAAAGAUACGUUGAUGCAGUUAAAACUGAGAAGGUGAGCUCAUUGAAAGAGCUGUUAGAGAUGAGCCGUGCUGAGGAGCCAUUGAUUGUUUUACAGUUUGAUAAAUUUGACUUGGUGAAUGCGUUUGAUGAGAAGCACGAGGGGACGUAUCCAUUUAUCUCUAGUUUGUUGAAGAGCAGUCUGGAUACGUUUUUGGAGGAGAAGGGGCUGCCAGACGGCCAGAAGGGGUACAAUGGGGCGCGUGUGUUGAAGGUUGGGGAGAUUCCGGCUUCAGCAGGCGAAGAAUUGCGUCACAGAUUCAAGAAAUCUGACAAUGCGGUUGUUGUUGAGUUUACGAAGGAAAGAUACGACGUUGCUGAACUAGACGACUAUUUGGAGACAUUGUAUGCAUUCAUGGAGAAUUCUUUGAAGAACGUGGAUAAUAUAGUUCUAAGGGUGCCUAAGUCGGGCAACAGCGGUGCCGAUAUUGAGAAGAUAGAAGAAUUGAGGGAACCGGAAAAGUCAGGUGAACCUGGUGAUGGUGAUGACAACGACGACGACGAUUCUUUGAGUUCCUUGUGGACCGAGGGAUUGCUAAGUUGUCUAUUAGUGUCUUUGUUGCUAAUUGCAAUUCUAGUGGUGGCAAUCUCCUGGAUCGCCUCCCUCGACAUAUCAUAUGGUGCGCUAGAAAAGUCUGCCAAUCCAUUAAAGAAGAAUAACUAA
Molecule: messenger RNA, 795 nt
Organism: Kluyveromyces marxianus DMKU3-1042
Lineage: Eukaryota; Fungi; Ascomycota; Saccharomycetes; Saccharomycetales; Saccharomycetaceae
Gene: VOA1
Product: Voa1p
Exons: 1
Coding region: 1-795 (264 amino acids)
Source: RefSeq, a predicted model, not a curated record